AUGGAAGUUUUAUUUAUCCUCCAUCAAAGAACUUUCAUUGUUUUACUUCUUCUUUACCUGACAGAAGGUCAGUCUGUAACAUUGAACAUGCCUUCACACACCACUUUGAAUUCAAAAAAUGUGAGAAUAACAUGUGAAUUUCAAACUGAUGAUCAAUUUACAUCAAUGACAUUGCUCAAUGGAAAUAAUGAUCUUGUGGCAACUUACUCACUUGGCCAGCAAACGUUUACAAUGCAUCAAGGUAGUUCUGUUCGUCUUGAGGUCGGAUCUGGUACAACAUUUAAAGGAGGUUCUUUGACAUUUCUCCUUCCUCGAUUCAACUGUCCUGACUUUACAUGGUACGUUUGCCGUGGGAGUGGUUCUAAUGAUGGUACUCCUUCGGAUUCUACAAACAUCACAUUACAAAUUUCGCCAUCAAUUGAUAGCUUCAUGAAAACAUCAACAUCUGACCUUGUUGCCAAUCAACUAUCUUCCUUUGAGUGCAGAGGAACUGUCCGAAAAGAAGGUCCUUUUUCUGUGAAAUGGUAUCGAAAAACUAUCACAUCAUCCAGCCAGCUUCAAGUUGACCCAGCAAAAAUAAUUGACCAAAAUGAAUGUAGCCGUAGCAUUUCAAGCUCAAUUAAUUAUAAUGUAAGUGAGACAGAUGGGCCGAACCUAGUUCUCCGGUGCCGAAUAGAAAGUGGGCAAAGAAAUGAUAAAAUGGUGAACUUCACUGUUCAAGAAAUGUCCAAAAUUGCAGCUCCUUUUAUGCAACAACCUGUUAAAGGUGCAGCUGUAACAUUGAAAAUGCCAUCAUACACGACUUUGAACUCAGUGAACAUGAGAAUAACAUGUGAAUUUCCAAAUGAUGAUCACCUUGUGAUGAUAACAUUGCUCAGUGGGAAUAAAGCCACUGAGGCAACUUACGUAAAAGUGGAAAAAACAUCGUUCAUAAAAUGGAAAAAUUUGCUGUUUAAGAUAACCGCGAGGAUGAUGCCGGCAAGGCCUAAUUUUGGAAUCGUAUCAUCUGGAUAUUCUUCAAUCCUACACUAUUUUUUUUCUCUCCUGACUGUGUCUUCUCUCUCAUAUGUGUCUUCAUCUUCUCUCUCUCUCUCUCUCUCUCUCUCUCUUCUCUCUCCGUCUGUAACCUCUUUCUGUCUUCUCUAUUUUUCUCUCGCUAUUUUUUCUCUCUCUGUAUUCUCUCACUCUUUUUUUUCUAUCUCUUUCUCUUUUCUAUCUCUGAACUUUCUCUGUAUUUUCUCUCUCUUCUCUCUCUCUCUCUCUGUCUUCUCUAUCUCACACUCUCUGUGUCUUUUCUAUCUCUUCCACUCCCUAAUUUGGAAUUCGUGUCAUCCGGAUAUUCCAUUACCUAUGUUCCUUCUCACCUGUCUUCUGUCUUCUCUCUCUCUGUGUCUGCACUUUUUCCUUCUCACCUUUCUCUCUUCACUUUUUUCUUCUGUUUCUCUCUCAUGUGUCUGCUCUCUCUUCUCUCUCAUUUCUGUCUCGACUUCUCUUCUCUCUCUCUCUCUUAUUUUUCUCUUGAACUAUUUUCAUCUCAUUUAA
Messenger RNA from Acanthosepion pharaonis, 1542 nucleotides. NCBI's taxonomy places the organism in Eukaryota, Metazoa, Mollusca, Cephalopoda, Sepiida, Sepiidae. The record is from the annotation of a GenBank genome assembly.